GCGAGAGAAGAAACCAAGACCUACCCACCAACGCCAGGACCUUUCCCAAAAAGUCUGCUAACUGACCACGUGUCAUUUUCCUUUCCUAAAACAAGUGGGUACCAACCAGCCUUGGUGUUUUCCCCAACCCAGCCUGGACAGCCGCCUACAGGAAAUGCAGCCGUCCCUAGGAUGACCUCUGCUGGGUCAAAUUUCUAUGUGCCUCUUGCGUUUAACCACACAAUUGGACAGAUAACACUUUCUGAACAUAAGGAUGUCAAAUUUAAUUGCUCAAUUAGCAUACCUACUAUAUACCAGGACACUGCGGUUAUUUCUUGGUGGAAAGAUGGGAAGGAAUUGCUUGGGGCACAUCAUGCAAUUACUCAAUUUUAUCCAGAUGAUGAAGUUACCGCAAUAAUUUCUUCCUUCAGUAUAACCAAUGUGCAGCGUUCAGACAAUGGAUCGUAUGUCUGCAAGAUGAAAAUAAACAGUGACGAGAUUGUGUCUGAUCCCAUCUACAUUGUGGUGCAAGGACUUCCCCACUUUACCAGGCAGCCAGAGAGCAUGAAUGUCACCAAAAACACAGCCUUCAACCUCACCUGUCAGGCAAAGGGCCCACCAGACCCAGUCAACAUUUUCUGGAUCCAAAAUAGCAGCCGGGUUAAUGAUCAACCUGAAAAAUCUCCCUCUGUUCUAACUGUUCCUGGUCUCACUGAGACUGCGAUCUUCAGUUGUGAGGCUCACAAUGAAAAAGGGCUGACCGUGUCCAAGGGCGUGCAUAUCAAUGUGAAAGUAAUCCCCUCCCCACCGACUGCAGUCCGUGUCCACAACAGCACUGCGCACAGCAUCCUGAUCUCUUGGGUUCCAGGUUUCGAUGGAUACUCACCUUUUCGGAAUUGCAGUAUUCAGGUGGAGGAAGUUGAUCUGCUGAGUAGUGGCUCACUCAUGAUUUUUAAUACCUCUGCUUCACCACAUCUGUAUCAAAUUGAGCAGCUGCAAGCCUUGGCUAAUUACAGCAUUGGCGUAUCGUGCAUGAAUGAAGUAGGCUGGUCUGCAGUGAGCCCUUGGGUUCUGGCCAGCACAACUGAAGGAGCCCCAUCAGUAGCACCUCUGAAUGUCACUGUGUUUCUGAAUGAAUCUAAUAAUAAUGUGGAUGUCAGCUGGAUCAAACCUCCAAUUAUGCGUCAGAACGGGAAACUGAUAGGGUACCGGCUAUCCCACACAUGGCGGAGUGUGGAAAGUUCUAAAGAUUUCUAUCAGGAAGUUAGCCAGAACGUCAGCAGCGCUCAGAUUCUUGUUCAAGUCCACAAUGCCACAUGCGCAGUGAGGAUUGCAGCCAUCACCACAGGGGGAGUGGGACCUUAUAGUGACCCCGUGGACAUAUUCAUCCCUGCACAAGCUUGGGUAGAUUUUGCCCCUUCAUCCACCCCGGCACCUGGCAAAACAGAUCCUGUGCUCAUCAUCCUUGGCUGCAUUUGUGGAUUCUUUUUGAUGGGAUUGAUUAUCUAUGUCUCUCUGGCCAUCAAAAAAAGAGCCCAGGAAACAAGGUUUGGGAAUGCAUUCACAGAGGAGGAUUCUGAAUUAGUGGUAAAUUAUAUAGCUAAGAAGUCCUUCUCCCGGCGAGCCAUUGAACUCACUUUGCAUAGCUUGGGUGUCAGCGAGGAACUGCAGAAUAAGCUAGAAGAUGUUGUGAUUGACAGAAAUCUUUUAAUUCUUGGGAAAAUUCUUGGUGAAGGCGAAUUUGGGUCUGUCAUGGAAGGAAAUCUUAAUCAGCAAGAUGGAACCACUCAGAAAGUAGCAGUGAAGACAAUGAAACUGGACAACUUUUCACAGCGAGAGAUUGAGGAGUUUCUCAGUGAAGCAGCAUGCAUGAAAGACUUCUGCCACCCAAACGUCAUCAGACUUCUAGGUGUCUGUAUAGAAAUGAGCGCUCAACGCAUCCCAAAGCCAAUGGUUAUUUUGCCCUUUAUGAAGUAUGGGGAUCUACAUACCUACUUACUUUAUUCUCGACUUGAUACAGGACCAAAGCACAUUCCUCUGCAAACACUGUUGAAGUUCAUGGUGGACAUUGCCCUAGGAAUGGAGUAUCUGAGUAACAGGAAUUUCCUGCACAGAGACUUAGCUGCUCGGAACUGCAUGUUGCGAGAUGACAUGACUGUCUGUGUUGCGGACUUUGGCCUCUCCAAGAAGAUCUACAGUGGUGAUUACUACCGCCAAGGCCGAAUUGCCAAGAUGCCUGUGAAAUGGAUAGCCAUAGAGAGUCUUGCAGAUCGAGUCUACACAAGUAAAAGUGACGUGUGGGCAUUUGGCGUUACCAUGUGGGAAAUCAUGACGCGGGGGAUGACUCCCUACCCCGGAGUCCAGAACCAUGAAAUCUAUGACUAUCUUAUCCAUGGUCACCGGCUGAAGCAGCCAGAAGACUGCCUGGAUGAAUUGUACGAAAUAAUGUACUCUUGCUGGAGAACUGAUCCCUUGGACCGACCUACCUUUUCAGUGUUGAGACUGCAGCUAGAAAAGCUCUUGGAAAGUUUGCCUGAUGUUCAGGACCAAGCAGACGUCAUUUAUAUCAACACACAGUUGCUGGGAAGCUGUGAGGACCUGGCCGAAGGCCCUCCGUUUGCUCAGCUAGAUGUGAACAUGGAUCCUGACUCUAUCAUUGCAUAUUGCACUUCCAGAUCUACAGUCAGCGUGGUCACAGCAGAAGUUCAUGAGAACGAACCUCCAGAAGGAAGGUACAUCCUGAACGGGGGCAGUGAGGAAUGGGAAGAUCUGCCUUCUGCCACUCUCAUGCCGGUGCCAUCUGGAAAGGACUGUGUUUUACCAGAGGACAGACUAAGAAGAAAUGGGGUCACCUGGUCCCAGUCUAGUACACUGCCCUUAGGGAGCACAUCACCAGAUGAACUUUUGUUUGCUGACACCUCCUCAGAAAAUUCAGAAGUCCUGAUGUGA
Chrysochloris asiatica (Cape golden mole) is the source of this 2928-nucleotide messenger RNA. RefSeq names its product c-mer proto-oncogene tyrosine kinase (gene MERTK). The transcript has 18 exons. Gene Ontology annotation, cellular component: signaling receptor complex. Gene Ontology annotation, molecular function: ATP binding; transmembrane receptor protein tyrosine kinase activity; protein binding. The record is from RefSeq and is a predicted model, not a curated record. Gene Ontology annotation, biological process: cell migration; nervous system development; phagocytosis. Lineage: Eukaryota; Metazoa; Chordata; Mammalia; Afrosoricida; Chrysochloridae. The coding region runs from base 172 to 2928 and encodes 918 amino acids.